This is a messenger RNA of Filobasidium floriforme, 1188 nucleotides long. RefSeq lists its product as uncharacterized. Gene Ontology annotation, cellular component: cytoskeleton. The record is from RefSeq and is a predicted model, not a curated record. Lineage: Eukaryota; Fungi; Basidiomycota; Tremellomycetes; Filobasidiales; Filobasidiaceae. The coding region runs from base 117 to 1142 and encodes 341 amino acids. The transcript is spliced from 2 exons.
ACGCUCUAAAGCGGACCGGAUUGGUAUGUGCCGUGGUAGUGUGUAGGCCGCCUUUCUGAUCUGACCAUCACGGCUCUCGGCAGCUUGAAACACAACUCGAAGAACAGAAACAGUCGAUGGGCGCUUCGAAAUCUGCCCAGGAGGAGAUGCUGGGAGCCGCCCAGAGAGAGCUUCAACAGCGACGCGCAGAGGAGAGUCAUUAUCAACGGCUCGUCGAGUCGCUAGAGGAAGACCUAGCUCGGUCUGAAGCUGCAUUGGCCAAGAUUAAGGCGGAAACUCAGACUGUGGCAGAAAAGAGCCGCUUAGUUGAACAACAGCUUGCUCAAACCCAGGAAGGGCACGAGCAGGAGCUGAAGGCCGCGAGAGAAAACUUCGGCAUAUUGGACAAGGAAUAUGAUGGACUCAAGGAAGACAACGCCACCCUGAUAAUUGAGCUAGAAAAGAUGCAUUCGCUACUGGCAGAUACCAAACGAUCGGCAGCAGCUUCUACCGAAACCGAAACCGCUCUCCACGCUCGCAUUCAGUCGCUUGAGACCGACAUUGAAACCUUGAAAAAGAGCAUCUCCAGUAUGCGACAAGAAAAUUCAACAAAGGACAACCAAAUAGAGAGGCUUCAGAGAGCUAGGGAGCAACUCAAGGACGAUAAAGAGAUGUUGAACAUCGCUUUGGACUCGAAGCAGCAAGAAGUCGAGCUGCUCCGCCGCAAGUAUGGAGACGGCCGCCAAUCGACUCACACCCCGAUCGAUCAGCUUGGAGAAUCGAUAUCUACAACACCUGCAGCCAGUCGUCUCGCCGCUAGCGUCCGCCGACACACGGCCAAUCGUCGUCCUUCCGCCACAAGCAUGACCACUCCUUUACCUAACCAACGCGCUCUCGGCCGGGGGACCCCUUCUACCAUCAACGCUACACGCCGUUUCCCCUCCAUACCCAAAUCGCUGAAUACACCGGUCGACGUGAGCCAUGUCUUGAACUCGUCCGUAAAGUUCAAUCGCAAAGCAUCGCUUGGUCUUGCUUCCGCUAGGCGUUCGACGUCGAUGACCAGCAGCAAGAGAUACGACCGCGCAGAUCAAGAGAGCCAGUCUCGCACCACAGAAGCUGAAUACCGCGCCAUGUCUCUGGUGCCUAGCCUGGAAGCAGUAUGAGUUUGACUAGGUACCUGAAUGGACAUUAUCCAGCCUGAUGACGAUG